AUGGAAAUGUCAUCAAUCGAUGAAGCACAAAUGAAUUUUAUUUGUUUAUAUCCAGAUAAUGAAAUAGAAGAUUUGAAAAUUCAUUUAUAUGAAAUAAAUAAUUCUUUUAGUUUUCAUACAAAUAUUCAAUCGUGUAUGACAUUUAUGAAAUUAAUUAAAAACGAAAAAAUUCUUCUUGUUACUUCUGAUUUUUAUAUUCCACAAAUUUUAUCACAUGUUGAUAUAUUUCAUGAAGUUAAUUUUCUUUAUAUAUGUUAUUCAAAUAAAGAUCAAUAUAAAUAUAUAUUUUAUGAAGAUUUAAAUAUAGUUGGAAUUUAUGAUAAAAUUUCUUUAUUAAUUUCAUCAAUUCAAGAACAAAUUAUUUCAAUAAAUAAACAAUUUUAUCAAUGGGCAUUUUUUAAUGAAGAAAAUUAUUUGAAAAGAGAUUUAUCAAAACAAGCAAAUGAUUUUCUAUGGAUUCAAUUAUUUCAUCGUGUCAUAACACAAUUUCCACGUGAUAAACAAGCUAAACAACAACUGAUGGAUUGUGUUCGUCUUUAUUUGGAAGAAAAAAACUUCGAAGAAGAAUAUGAAUCAAAUGGUGCUCUUUAUUGUUAUCGAAAGAAUUGUUGUCUUCAGAAAAUGAUUAAUAAAGCAUUACAAACAAAAGAUAUUGAUCGACUUUAUCAUUUACGAUAUUUCCUUAGUGAUCUAAGCGAAUGUAUAUCUCGUGAACAUCAACAAAUUAUUGAAUCUGGUGAAGAAAACAUUGUUUUUUCUCAAGAAAUGAAAUUAUCAAAAAAUGAAUUUAAUUAUUUAAAAGAAAAUCAAGGAAAACUUUUGUCAACGAAAGGAUUUUUAUUUCUUAAUUCAUUAUCGACAAACCUUACUACAGAAUUUAUAGAGAACAAAGAUCUAAUUGAUGUCAUAUUACAAAUUGAAUGUAAUAUAAAAGAAAUGGGUAAUAAUCACAUUUUUAUUGAUCUAACUCGAUUGAAUGAAAAAGAAGAAGUUUUGUUCGAAUUAAAUACAACAUUUAGAUUGGAAAGUAUUCAUCAAGAUAAACAAAUAUGGUUGAUUAAAAUGAUUGCCACUAAUGAUGGUGAACUUAUAAUCAAAAAAUAUAUUGAAGAUACACAUCGUCAAAUAGAAAAUGUGAGUAUUUCAAUAAUUUUUGGUAAAUUAAUGUGUGAUAUGAAUGAAUGGAAUCAAUCACAAAAAUAUUUUGAAUAUUUACUGAAUGAUUUAUCUUCUAAUGAAGAUUUAGCAUGGAUAGAACAUUCAAUGGGUCAAGUUCAUCAUUGGAAAGGAGAAUGGAAUGAAGCAAGAAUAGUUUAUGAUCGUGCUUAUGAUCGAAUGAUGAAAGCAGAUCCAAUUCGUAUGAAAGAUUCUGCUUUAGUUCUUACGAAUAUUGGUGAAAUUCUACAUUUACAAGGUAAUUAUGAAGAAUCAUACGAAUUUCAUCAAAAAGCAUUGACAAUUAUAAAACAAUAUUAUUCUUCCAAUCAUGCAUACGUUGCUAAUAGUUUAGAAAAUAUUGCUCGAAUUCAUCGUAGAGGAGUUAGAAAUGAUGAGGCUUUGAUCGUUCUUCGAGAAACAUUAAAAGUUCGAGAAGAAUAUUAUAAUGAUUAUCAUGUUGAUAUUGCGAUGAAUUUAAAUCAGAUUGGUAAUACUUUACUUUAUCAAGGUAAUCAUAAUGAAGUACUUGAUUAUUUAAAUCGAGCGAUGUCUAAUUAUGAAAAAUAUUAUCAAUCAGAUCAUAUAUACAUGGUUGAAACUCUUCAGACUAUUGCUUAUCUUCUUUAUCAACAAGAAAAAUUUGAUGAAUCAUAUAAUAUUUAUCAACGUAUAAUGAGAAUGGCAAGAGAGUUGUACCCAUCGGGUCAUUGUAUUAUUGCUGAGAUUUUACUCGGUAUCGCUAAUAUUAGAAAUGAACAAGGAAUGUAUGAUGAAUCUUUAGAAUUGUAUCAACAAGCUGUGACAAUGCUGAUGAACUAUUAUUCACCUGCUCAUUUGGACAUUGUUUAUUUUUUAAAUUCUAUUGGUGAUGUACAAUUACAUGGAAAAGUUGAUUAUGAAAAAGCUCUUGAAGUUUAUCAACAAGCUCUGACUAUGUUAGAGACAUAUUAUCCAUCAUAUUCUUCACAUAUUGCUAAUUGUCUCAAUUACAUUGGAAAUGUUAAAAAGGCACAAAACCAAAAUAAUGAAGCUCUUGAUUGCUAUAAUCGAGCACUAAAACUUCAAAAAGAUUAUUUUUCAUCUGAUCAUAUUCAAUUGACUAUAACUAUUAAAAAUAUCGCUCGCAUCUUUUUUAUUCAAGGAAAUUAUGAUGAUUCACUUGUUUUAUAUGAACGAGUGUUAAAAAUACGUCAAAACAAAUAUCCAUCCGAUCAUGUCUUCAUUUCUUAUAGUUUCAAUAAUAUUGCCCGAGUAUUAAAAAAGAAAAAUAAUUUUGAUGAAGCUAUCCAGUUUCGACAACAAGCACUUGAAAUUCAAAAGAAAUAUUUUCCAUCCAGUCAUUCUAGUACCAUUUAUACUCUUGAAUCUCUUGGCAAUAUUUACAAAGCUCAAAGCAAAAUCAGCGAAGCUCUUGAUUAUUAUGAAAAAGCAUUGGAAAUGCAAACAAAUUUAUAUUCUUCAAAUAAUAUAAAACUUGUAAGAAGUUUAAAUGAUAUUGGAAAUAUCUUAUCGAAACAAAAAAAAUAUAGUCAAGCGCUUGAAUUUCUCCAAAAAGCAUUGAUUAUUUUAGAAACACUUAAUCCAUCCAAUCAUGUUCAGAUAGCUGCAAGUUAUAUUUGGAUUGCCGGUGUUUUAAAAGAGCAAGAAAAAUAUAACGAAGCAAUAAGUCUUCAGAAGAAAGCACUUGAAAUCUGUGAAAAAAAUUAUCCUUCGGAUCGUCUUACUAUUGCGCAUUAUCUCACUCAUAUUGCCACCACUCUGUAUGCUCAAAAAAGAUACAAUAAUGCCUUGGAAUUUUAUCAACAGUCGAUGAGAAUUUAUGAAGAAUGUGUUCCACGGAAUAGCAAACAUAUUGCUAUUAAUUUCAAAUCAAUUGGUGAUACUUUGUAUGGAUUAAAAAAAUAUGAUGAAGCAGCUGAAGCUUUUGAACAAGCUUUAUUAAUUGAAAGAAAACAAAAUGUGCCAGAUAAUAUUAAUAUGGGUACUACUCUAAAUAAUAUGGGAAAUGUAUUAUUUAGUCAAAACAAACUUGAUCAAGCGUUAGAAUUCUAUCAAGAAUCAUUGACAUUUAGCGAGGAAUUUGAUUCAUUUAAUUAUACAACUAUGAGCACCACAUUAUGGAAUAUUGGCAAUGUUUUAUGUGCACAAAAAAAGUAUACCGAAGCAUUCAGUUUUCAACAAAAAUCAUUGAACAUGAGGGAAAUAUAUGAUCCUUUAAAUUAUACGCAGAUUGCUUCUAAUUUCAAUAGUAUAGGAACCAUAAGAAAUAACGAAGGAAACUACGAUGAAGCACUUAUUCAUUAUCAAAAAGCAUUAACAAUCUACGAAAACUAUUGUGCAUCUUGUCUUCAAGAUAUGAUUGUAUGUCUCAAUAAUAUUAUCAUUGCUUUAAAUAGUAGUGGAAAAUCUGAGGAAACACUAAAUUAUCGAGAACGAAUAUUAGCCAAUCAAGAAAAACAUUAUCCAGAAUCUUAUACAGACAUUGUCAAUAGCCUUAUAAAUAUUGGUCACGUUAAAUACAGUCAAAUGAAACUUGACGAUGCUGUUGAUUAUUAUUCACGGGCAAUAGUACUACUAAAAGAAUUUGAUUCAACUAAUCAUCUUCAAAUUGCAACCAUUUUCUACUGGAUUGGAAUUAUACGGAAUCGACAAAGAUCUUUUGAUCGUGCAAUUGAGUGCCUUGAACAAUGUUUAAAAAUUAGAGAGGCAAGUCUUUCUCCAGGAGAAUCAGAUAUUACAUUAAUUCUGUCAUAUCUCAGUGAAACCCACCAAGCUCGCAAUCAAUAUCAACUAGCUUUGACAUAUGAAAUGAAACUAUUUUUAAUUCGCGAAAAAGACUUAUCACCAAAUGAUCAAAAUAUUGCCCAAAGUUUAUCAAAUAUAGGUAAAUGUUAUGAACAUAUUAAUCAAUUCAACACGGCACUUGAGUAUUAUAAACAAGCAUUAUAUAUUUAUGUACAAUAUUCAUCAAAUUCAUUUGAACAAGAAACAAUGGAAGAUAAUAUUGAUCGACUUUCAACGAUAUUAAACAACUUAGAAACUGAAUAA
This is a messenger RNA of Adineta steineri, 4206 nucleotides long. NCBI's taxonomy places the organism in Eukaryota, Metazoa, Rotifera, Eurotatoria, Adinetida, Adinetidae. The record is from the annotation of a GenBank genome assembly.